AUGAUUUGCAGAACAUGCCUGCGGCGGGCCUCGGCUCUGCCCCGUCUUCAAGCCCCAAGGGCCGCCGCCGUCCUCGCCAUCAGACCCUUCUCCCUCUCCACGCCAUCAAGAAACGCAGCAGCAGCGGCCGAUGACGGAACCAAGACGAAAGCGACCGACGUCCCCCCGAACCUCUCGACCCUUAAGGCCGACGCGCCGCCGUCCGAGCCCAUCUCCUCGUGCCCCGCCGGCACUGUUCUCAACGGCCUGAACUACUUCAAGGGCCGGACCGACCCGGUCGCCCUCCGCGAUGAGGAGUACCCCGAGUGGCUGUGGACGGUCCUGGAGUCCAAGAAGGAGACCGUCGAGUCCGCCGACGAUCUCGCCGCCGAGAUGUUCUCCAAGUCCAAGAAGCAGCGCAAAGCCGCCGCCAAGCGUCAAAAGGCCAUCGAGGCCAAGCUCGUCGCCUCGGGCGAUAUCGAGGCCCUUGCGCCCAAGGUCCCGCUGCCGCAGCAGUCCAUCAACCUGCCCGGUGAGAAGGGCGGCGACGUCGAGCACAACCUGCACGCGGCUACCAAGAGAGACGAGCUGCGCAAGGCAAUGCGCAAGGAACGCAAGGCCAAGAUCAAGGAGUCCAACUACCUCAAGUCCAUGUAA
Messenger RNA from Colletotrichum spaethianum, 636 nucleotides. RefSeq names its product 54S ribosomal protein L37, mitochondrial. The transcript is spliced from 2 exons. NCBI's taxonomy places the organism in Eukaryota, Fungi, Ascomycota, Sordariomycetes, Glomerellales, Glomerellaceae. Bases 1 to 636 code for a protein of 211 amino acids. Gene Ontology annotation, molecular function: structural constituent of ribosome. Gene Ontology annotation, cellular component: mitochondrial large ribosomal subunit. The record is from RefSeq and is a predicted model, not a curated record.